Molecule: messenger RNA, 2840 nt
Organism: Melospiza melodia melodia
Lineage: Eukaryota; Metazoa; Chordata; Aves; Passeriformes; Passerellidae
Gene: MOSPD2
Product: motile sperm domain containing 2
Exons: 15
Coding region: 57-1613 (518 amino acids)
Cellular component (GO): endomembrane system; endoplasmic reticulum-endosome membrane contact site
Source: RefSeq, a predicted model, not a curated record
UCCUCGCGCUGCCGGAGCCGCCUCAGUGCGGGCGGCGCGGGCGGACCCGCUGGAUCAUGGCUGAGCAGCGGCAGGAUAAGGGGGCGCUGAUAAGCGAGACCCGGCGGCGUUUCGAGGCGGAGUACCUGCCAGAUAAAUCAGAUAAAUAUGAUUCUAGAGAUGUGGAGAGACUUCAGCAAGAUGAUAAAUGGGUUGAAAACUACUUGAUUUGGCGUCAUGAUGUUGUGGAUGAUACGUUAAAGAUGAUUGAUGAAAGCUUUCAGUGGAGGAAGGAAUACACAGUUAAUGACUUAUCAGAAUCUGUCCUUCCAAAAUGGUUAUUUGAAAUUGGUGCUCUCUUUCUGCAUGGAUAUGAUAAAGAGGGCUAUAAGUUAUUUUGGUUCAAAGUGAAGCAUCAUACAAGAGAUCCUAAACAGCAACUUGACAAAAAGAAACUGGUGGCUUUUUGGUUAGAACAUUAUGCCAAGAGAGAUCAUGGAAAGCCCUUGACAGUGGUAUUUGAUAUGGCUGAAACUGGAAUCAGUCACAUAGACUUGGAUUUUGUCAGGUUUAUUGUCAACUGUUUUACAGAUUAUUACCCAAACUUCCUCACAAAGAUAGUAAUAUUUGAAAUGCCAUGGAUAAUGAAUGCUGCUUUUAAAAUCGUGAAGGGUUGGCUUGGCCCAGAUGCAAUAAGCAUGUUAAAGUUCACAAACAAGAAUGAUGUGCAGGAAUACAUCAGUGCAGAGUAUCUGCCACCUCACAUGGGUGGAACUGAUUCUUUCAAGUACAGUUAUCCUCCUUUGGUUGAUGAUGAUUUUCAAACUCCUUUAUGUGAAAAUGGGCCCAUUACAAGUGAAGAUGAGCAUGAAAGUAAAGAAGAGAUAGAUGCAGACACCAAGGAGACUGGGGAGCUGAAUGAAGCACAAAACCUUAAUCAGAAAAAGAUGAAUUCUAUAGAACAAAUUUCCAAAUCAGAGGAAACUGACAAAACAGAGGUCAAACCAAAAAAUGCAAAGAAAGCAUUAACCACUUUUAAAGGACCUUUAUUACAUAUCAGCCCAGCAGAAGAGCUGUAUUUUGGAUCCAAAGAAACUGGAGAGAAAAAAUGUUUGAUAGUUCUCACAAACGUCACUAAAAAUGUAGUGGCUUUUAAAGUGAGAACAACUGCACCAGAAAAAUACAGGGUUAAACCCAGUAACAGCAGCUGUGAACCUGGCACCUCAUUAGAUAUAAUAGUUUCUCUUCAUGGUGGUUUUGCAGCUUCUUUGCAGGAUCGUUUCCUUAUAAUGGCAGCAGAAAUGGACCAGUCCUCUGGAGCAGGUGUGCCAGAACUGACUCAGUUUUGGAAAGAAGUCCCUAGGACCAAAGUGAUGGAACAUAGGCUCAGGUGUCACGUCAUAGAAAGUAGUAAGCCCUCUUCUCUGACAUUAAAAGACAAUGCAUUUAAUAUUCCAGCAAAAACUAAUGAAGAUUUACAUAUACAGCUAACUCAUUUACUGCAGAUUAAUAAAAGACUUGAGGAGCAGAUGAAUCGCUGCCUCUGGUUCCAGCAGCUGUCAGUUGUUUUAUCACUGCUAUCUGUUACUGUUGCUGCCUUCUGUUUCUACCUGGCCUAUGCCCAGAGAAGCUAAAAAGAAUUGCUGUGCCCUGGAUGUGCUGCUGCCUGUCAUGGCUCUUUGGAGUCAAAAAGAUUGCAGUGCUGCACUUGGAUUCUGGAACUGCCAAAAUGAGGUUUGUGAGCCUACAGCAAUGAACAAGGAACAGUUUACUGGGGAAAAAAAAAAAAGAUAGAAGAAAUGAAUGACCAGCAAACAAAAUUACUGAAAUUAUUGUCUAAGUUGACUCUUACAAUAGGGCAUGAGAAAGAUGUUAAAGUUAGGACCUAUUUUCACUGUACAACUCAAUAAAAACUACUGAAUGGAAGGAGGAAACCAAAUACAACAUUAUUUAAGACUGUUGUGCUUUUUUUCCCUUCUAUUCAACUACUUUAAAUACAAUAUUUCAUUUCUUUUCAUCAUAUUCAUUCUUACAUUCUGAAUCACUCCCAUAGAAGAUGCAAGCAGUCAACUUAGUAUAUUCCAAGGUUAAUCUGUUCAUCCAGAAAAAUUUACAGCAAUUGUGCAGUACAGGUGGAUUUUUUAUAUAAUCAGUGUAUGUACGUACGCAUAAAGGAAGAUAUUUGUUGUUAGUAAUUAUUUUGAUAAUUCAGACCCAUUGCUCCUAUUGGUUAAAUUCCUUAUUUUUGUGCUUCUUCUAAAUGAAAAGUUACUGUAAACAUUUCUUAUCAAGUAACAUACGCACAAGACAAGACACUAUUCCUAUUUUCUCUUUUUUUUUUUUGGAAAGAACUUCUGUUCAAAUUACAGAAGGAGUGUGGGAGCUGACUUCUUUACUGUGAUGGCCUAUUAUUGGUUCAUAAAAAGGCUAUUAAAUAGUCAGUGAAAGAACUUACUCUGAGCUGUGCAAUAUGGUUAAAUUACAUAUGAAAUUAUGAAAAAAGCAAGUCAAAUCAGGAAGAUUAAAUACACUUGAAGGCAACAUAGAAGUAUUAUAUCUGCCAUUUCACAGAAAUUGUUGUGGAAAUGGUGCAUGAAGCUAGAACGAACUUUGCUAACAAGGAUUCUUUGUACUCAUUGCUGUAAAUAUGUACAUUAAAAUGAUGAAAACUUAAAAGGACACUGAUGGUAUCUUUCAUACUUUUAAAAUUUUCACUCUUAGGAGAUUUAAUAGAAUUAUGUUACUUGAAUUAAUUUUUGCUACAGAUUGGCUUUGUAACAGAUUUAUUGGUUUUGUCUGCUGACUUCAAUAGAUGAGAAGUGAUUGUUAAGGAAAAAUAAAGGUCAUACUCUGCUUCUGUC